Messenger RNA from Lactuca sativa (garden lettuce), 1242 nucleotides. Its product is annotated as actin-related protein 2/3 complex subunit 3. NCBI's taxonomy places the organism in Eukaryota, Viridiplantae, Streptophyta, Magnoliopsida, Asterales, Asteraceae. The record is from RefSeq and is a predicted model, not a curated record. Gene Ontology annotation, biological process: regulation of actin filament polymerization; Arp2/3 complex-mediated actin nucleation. Gene Ontology annotation, cellular component: Arp2/3 protein complex; cytoskeleton.
AUCUCCGAUUUGAUUGAUCCGACAAUAAUCAAUUGCAGGUAUUAUUAUUAUUAUUUUUUUUCAUAUCAAUUUGUUUUCUUCAGCUCGAUUUCAAUUUCUUCACCUGUUGUUUCAUGGAUAUUGAUUUGUUUUUUGAAAGGGAAAUUAGAAACUGAAUUGAUAAUUGAUAUGCGAUUGAUACCCUCCAUUAAUCGAAGAUUGUAUGUUUUUUGAGCCUGUUUUAAUUUUAUGUGAUUCUGUUUUAAAAGUAUUCCAGUGAUUAUGGCUUUGAUUGUUCAAGGGUUCUUUAGAUAAUAUCCAUUUGGAUUCUCUGAUUAAAUCAUUUGGGUGAAAAUUUUGGGUGCGAAAUAAAGUGUAUGAUGAUAUAUUAUUAUUAUUUUCUUGUGUUUAACUUUAAAAGUGUUGAUGUUUUCUGAACUUGUGUGUGUUCAUUGAAGUUUAAUAUCAAGGGGGGAAAAUAUUCUUGUGGCAAGAACUAAGAAGCAAUCCUAUAUUAAACAUGGUGUACCACUCUAGAAUUGUGGAUUUGAAGGGAGUUAGCAAAGCUUGUGGGUGUCCCCUACUUCCUCUUAAAAACCAAACAACUAACCAAACAAUUGGACAUGGACAUGCUCAUACUCAUGCUCCUCGUCUCUCUGAUCAAGGGGAAGAUAUUGUGGAUGAAGCAAUAAAGUUGUUUAGAGCAAAUGUGUUCUUCAAACACUUUGAUUUGAAAACUCCUGCUGAUAGGAUUCUUGUGUAUUUAACAUUUUAUAUAAAUGUGGCACUGAAGAGGCUGGAAGGUUGCAGAACUUUGACUGAAGGGACAAAAGCCAUUAAGAACUUGAGUUUGGAAGAUGUUUAUGUGCCUGGAGAACCUGCUUUUCCUUUUUCUGGAAUUUUUCCUCUUCCAGGAAGUAAAAAGGAAGCGGAGGUAAUUCGAGAUUAUUUCAAGGUAGUAAGGGAGGAAACAAAUAAAAGAUUGUUGAACGUCGCAUAUAGAGCCAAUGGGACUCCAAACAAAUGGUGGUUAGCAUUCUCCAAACGUAAGUUCAUUAACAGUCUCAUUGUUUAGACUCCAUUUAUCACAUAGUAUUAUAAUAUUCUAAAUUAUUCCUCAAUUUAUCUAUUCAUAUUACACAUGUUCCUUUAAUCAUUUAAUCAUAAAGUUCGGACAUCAGAAAAAUUGCAUUUGUGAUCCAAUUGACAUCGGUCUCAAUACCAAUAUAAGUUGUUGUAUAUCGUAAGAAAAGUUAAAAUUAG